Molecule: messenger RNA, 1998 nt
Organism: Emys orbicularis (European pond turtle)
Lineage: Eukaryota; Metazoa; Chordata; Testudines; Emydidae
Gene: CLGN
Product: calmegin
Exons: 16
Coding region: 4-1998 (664 amino acids)
Biological process (GO): protein folding
Cellular component (GO): endoplasmic reticulum membrane; endoplasmic reticulum
Molecular function (GO): calcium ion binding
Source: RefSeq, a predicted model, not a curated record
GUGAUGCGCUGUGAGACACUGCCUGGCUUUACCGGAGAGAGGCAGACGGGACCUUCUAUCUUGCUGAUAACCAAUAUGCAAGUCCAUUGGGAUUGGCUGUGUUUGGGUGUCUUGUUAAUCAGCUCAAUAAGUGCAGAAAUGCAUGAUGAAGAAAUCCAGGAUGCAGAUGUUGAGGUCGAGGAUUUUGACAAGAACUCGCAAGAAACUGAUCUUGACAAAGGCAGCUCUUCUCUAGAGGUUAUGUACAAGACUCCAAAGCCUACUGGGGAAGUAUAUUUUACAGAAACCUUUGAUGAUGGAGUAUUGACUGGGUGGAUAUUAUCUAAAACCAAGAAAGAAGAUACAGAUGAAAACAUUGCUAAAUAUGAUGGAAGAUGGGAAGUAGAAGAGCUUAAAGAAAACACAGUGCCUGGAGACAGAGGAUUAGUUUUAAAGUCAAUAGCAAGACAUCAUGCAAUAUCAGCUAUGUUAACAAAGCCAUUUAUUUUUGAUACUAAGCCUUUGAUUGUUCAGUAUGAAGUGAAUUUUCAAGAUGGCAUUGAUUGUGGCGGUGCAUACGUUAAACUUCUGUCCAGUUCUGAUGAUUUGGAUUUGGAAUACUUUUUUGACAAAACACCUUACACAAUUAUGUUUGGACCAGAUAAAUGUGGAGAAGAUUACAAACUGCAUUUUAUCUUCAGACAUAAGAAUCCUAAAACUGGAGAUUAUGAGGAAAAACAUGCUAAGCGUCCUGAUGUAGACCUAAAAAAAUUCUAUUCGGACAAGAGGACACAUCUGUAUACUCUGGUGCUGAAACCAGAUGACACAUUUGAAAUGUUAAUUGACCAAUCAGUUGUCAGCAAAGGAAAUCUUCUGGAAGAUAUGGUUCCUCCUGUGAACCCUCCAAAAGAAAUAGAAGAUCCCAAUGAUAAGAAGCCAGAUGACUGGGAUGAGAGAGCAAAGAUCCCUGACCCUAAUGCUGUCAAACCAGAUGAUUGGGAUGAAGAUGAGCCUUCCAAAAUAGAAGAUCCUGAUGCUGUUAAGCCUGAGGGCUGGCUUGAUGAUGAACUACAAUACAUCCCAGAUCCCAAUGCAGAAAAACCAGAGGAUUGGGAUGAAGAAAUGGAUGGUGAAUGGGAAGCCUCACAGAUCCCUAAUCCAAAAUGUGAGACUGCACCUGGCUGUGGAGAGUGGGUGCGUCCCAUGAUGACCAAUCCAAACUAUAAAGGAAAAUGGAAACCACCAAUGAUAGAUAAUCCUAACUAUCAGGGGAUCUGGAGUCCUCAAAAAAUCCCUAACCCAGAUUAUUUUGAGGAUCUUCACCCAUUUGAAAUGACUGCUGUUAGUGCUAUUGGUUUAGAGCUGUGGUCUAUGACCCCUGAUAUAUACUUUGAUAAUUUUAUCAUCUGUUCAGAAAAGGAAGUGGCAGAUCGAUGGGCUGCAGAUGGCUGGGGCUUGAAGAAAUUGGUAGCUAGUGCUAAUGAGCCUGGUAUGUUUAGUCAGUUGGUGACUGCUGCAGAAGACCGCCCAUGGCUUUGGGUUCUUUAUAUCUUGACUUUAGCACUGCCUGUAGGAUUGGGUGUAUUGUUCUGCUGGCCAACCAAGAAAAUAGAAGAAGACAUUGACUACAAAAAAAUGGAUGUCUCUAAGCCAGUUACAAAGGGAGAACUAGAACAAGAGAGAAGGGAGAUAGAUGAUGAAGCAGAAUUGGAAGAAGAAAAAGAAAAUGAAGAUAUUGCUUUAGAAGAAAGAAGACAAAUUGAGGAGACGAAAAAAGAGAUGAUAAAGGAGAAAAAGAAGAAAGGAAGGAAAGAUUCUCCCUCAGGUGAAGGUGAGGGUGAAGGUGAAGAUAAAAAUGAUGAAGAGGAGAAUGAAGCUGCAGAAGGAAGUCAGGAAGAAGAAGGUGACAAAUCAAAUAAAUCUGGCUCAGAGGAUGAGAUGAAAGAAGCUGACGAAAGCACAGGGUCUGGAGAUGGUCCAAUGAAAUCAGUACGCAAAAGAAGAGUACGAAAGGACUGA